AGAAAAGCGGGAGACACAGAUAAAAGGCGUAGUAGCCAGUGUGAGAGAGAGAGUUAUGGAGAAAUCUAAGCUAAUAAAGUGAGUGAGUGAGGGAGAGCGACGAAAUUAACAUAAAUAGUGUUUGGAGAGAGGGAAAGUGAGAUAUUUUCCGAGAAAAAAAAAUGAAGACUGGAAGAAUGGUGCAAGAACAGAACCUGGAGAAGCAGAUGGGGUGCAUGGCUGGCUUCCUCCAGAUCUUCGAUCGCCACCAGCUUCUCAACGGAAAACGCCUCAACUCCACCAAACGCCUCCCUCCCUCGGCGACGGUGGUAUCGUCGCCAGAGUCGGAGUCGGCCAUGUCGCCGGAGAUAUCCAAAGAAUUGGAAAAACAACCGCAGAACAAGACGGCACCGUCUCCGGACCGAUCGAAGCAAUCUCCAUCUCCGACGAAAGAUCUCCGAUCUCCAUCGCCAGAAACUCGCGCUCCUCCGUCACCGGAACCUCAUCCGAAAUCUCCUCUUCCGCUUCCAGUUUUCGAAUUCAAAGAAGGCACGAGGUCCUCGUGGAAGUUCUCCAGAGAAGCACCGAGGCUCUCACUGGAUAGCAGAGCCACCGUCGACGCCAAGGGAAGCCUAUACCCGAGGGAGAUCCGAACAAACGCCGCCAUACUAACCGCCGGUCGGAGCUCCGCCGACGGAGGAAGCGAUAGUGACAAGCAACACCGAUCACCGAGCGUUAUCGCUAGGCUAAUGGGACUCGAACCGUUGCAGAUGUCGGAUCCAGAACCGAUUAAGCUCCGGAGAUCUUCGUCCGAAUCCAGAGUGAACCGAGACCUGAAACAGUACCGGUUCGUCGACGGCAACAAUUACCAGCAGAAGCAACCGCCGCCACAGAAUGUGCAGAGCCAUAAUUUCUCCGGCAAUGUAGGCAAAGACGACCGGAGCUCCAAUCGGGGCUCCUAUCCGAGGCAGCCGGAUCCGAAGAACAAUGCGAAGGCUCAGAGCAAAGGAAUGGCGCAGAGAAAGUGCUUCUUCAACUCGGCGGACUUCUUCCCCGAGCCGAAGCAGAGAGCCUCCGUUUACAACGAGAUUGAGAAGCAGUUGAUGAUGCGAGGAAUCGACGAGCGGUCGAAAGAUAUGGAGACGUUGAAGGAAAUCUUCGAAGCUCUGCAGCUCAAAGGCCUCCUGCGCUCCAGGAAAGCUGCCAAUCAGAUUAAUUCCAGAAACUUCUUCUACGAUCGGAGCUUCCAGUCGCCGAUCGUAGUGAUGAAGCCGUCCAUAUCGCCGAGCUCGGUUCACCGUGCAGCCAGAUUCGGAAACGACUCGCCGCCGCCAAGUUCGGGAUUUAGGUCGAGAGCCGGAGUUCGCCGAAACGGCGAGGUAUCACCUGCGGUGAGUCCUAGGCCCGACCGGCCGGAGAAUGCACGGAGCCAGACUAGAGGGAGGAGUCCUGCCGCGCGAGAGGGCGGCGUGAGGAGUCCGAGUCGGAGAGGAGGACCGUUAUCGAUCGAAACGCAGCGGAAGGGGAAUGAUUCGGUGGAGCAGAGGAGAGUAUCUCCGGUGCAUUCGCCUAAAGUCAGUUCGAGAAUACCAGAUCAAACGCCCACGAAUCGAUCUCCCAGGUACAUCAAGAAACCAACGGUUGAGAUUGCUCCAAGUGAGGAAAAGGCCCUCCAUCGGGCGGAGGACGAAUCGUCCACCACCAUGUCAGAGAGCAGCGUUAGCAACAGCACCUCGUCACAAGCCGAGACAGAGAGGUGGAAGGCGGAAGAGUACAAAGAAGGGAGGAGUUUGUUGGAGAGGUGUGAUAAGCUGCUUCACAGCAUAGCUGAGUUGCAACCGAGUCCUGUCUCGGUUCUCGACUCGUCGUUUUACAAAGAGGAAUCUUCGCCUUCGCCAGUCAUGAAACGCAGCAUUGAUUUCAAAGUUGAAAUGGAAGACAUUUGGGGCGAGGCAAUGUGGGGCACUGAGUUCGAAUCCAAAGACAGCGAUUUCGUCUACGUAUCGGAGAUCCUGUGGGCUUCCACUUACUUACCGGAAGACUCCGACAUUUUCCUAUUACUAGAGAAGAAGCAACAUUUCAAGGGAAAAGACACCUCUAAAGAGUCAACACUCGAGAGAAGGAUCAUUUUCGACACCAUCACCGAAAUUCUAGACCGAAACCGCCAAUUGCCGCCUUGGAAGGCGGUCUCGUGGCAAACUUCCUUGCCUGAAACUUGGUCCGAGUUUCAAAGAAUGCGGGAGAGGGACGACUCCGAGGACUUGUUCAAGGUCAUAUGCGGGAUGUUGAAAAAGGACCUUGCCGGCGACGCAAUCAACGGAUGGGGAGAUUGCUCCAUCGAAAUGUCCGACGCUGUUUUGGACAUCGAACGGCUCAUUUUCAAGGACUUGAUCGGGGAAACGAUCCGAGAUCUCGCCGCUUUUCCCACCAGCUAUAUCAAAGUUUCGGCGCCUUGCAGGAAGUUGGUCUUCUAAAAGCGGAGGGAAAACAAAAAAAACAUGGAAGUUUUCAUUUGGCGCGCUUUUUAAAUCAUAAUCCAAAUUAAAAUAUAAAAUAUCAUCCUUAGUUUUUAAUUUUUGUUUGUUUUUAGAUUAGAAAUUCAACGGUCGAUCUGGUUUUGCAAAAUCUGUAAAUUAAAUGGUUGUUUAUUGUAAUUUGCAAUAUUAUAUUUUGCGAAAUGCUGUGGGAAAUUGGAAGUGGGUUGCUCUCA
Molecule: messenger RNA, 2689 nt
Organism: Pyrus x bretschneideri (Chinese white pear)
Lineage: Eukaryota; Viridiplantae; Streptophyta; Magnoliopsida; Rosales; Rosaceae
Product: protein LONGIFOLIA 1-like
Exons: 4
Coding region: 162-2453 (763 amino acids)
Biological process (GO): regulation of monopolar cell growth
Source: RefSeq, a predicted model, not a curated record